AUGAACUUGACACAGUUGGAGAAGGUGAAUGAGAUACGCAAUCAAGAAAAGGAUGCGUAUGGGAUGCCUAAGGAGGCCUUUGACGGCGAAGCUUACGAAAACCGUAACAAGGAGGUCGACGCUAUGAUGUUUGGCAAGAAUGCAUACACACACAGUAGCUAUGCCGACGAUAUGGCUCAAGUGGACCUCCUCCUGGAUGAUAGGCAGAUCCCUCGCGCCAUCAAGAUAUUCGACGAAGCAGUGGAGAAGUACAGUGUGGAGAAGGGCAUCUACGACCGGUUUCUGUAUAUUUACGGAGACAAAGGCAACUUUGUUAAGGCACAGGCGUUGCUGAAGAAGAUGGAGGAGAAGGGAGUCCAUCCGGAUCUGGAGUCGUAUAUGGCUUUGGUAGAGGCUGCGUCCCAGUACACGGAUAAGCACUCCACGACUUUGUUGCAUGAGACCAUGGACAUGAUUGCAGCCAAGGGUUGGCGUGUGGAGGAUAGCUUGGCCGAUCUUCAUCAGCGCAUAGGCGAGCAUCGUCUGGGGGGCAUUCUAGAUC
Sphaeroforma arctica JP610 is the source of this 541-nucleotide messenger RNA. RefSeq lists its product as hypothetical. NCBI's taxonomy places the organism in Eukaryota, Ichthyosporea, Ichthyophonida. The transcript has 3 exons. Gene Ontology annotation, molecular function: protein binding. The annotation marks the transcript as partial. The record is from RefSeq and is a predicted model, not a curated record.